CACGAGUUGCCAGGAGACAAACCAACUGAUCCUACGGAAAAACAACCAAACUUUUAACGAUCGCUCGGCUCAAUUAACUCAGGUCCGCGGGGGACGACGUGGUUCUUUCAUUUGCGAGGUCCAUUGUUGACGUACCGCGCGGGCUGGUAGAGUUCUGUCACAUUGGCUGAUUGGAUUUCAUCGUGUUAAUCACGACCCACCAACGCAAGGAGAAAACGAAUACCAGUGAACACCAAGGAGCGUUUUCAAUUAAUUGAUGACCAUGAGACAGAGCCCGAGGAGACCCCUGAUCCUCAGAAGAAGAAAGUUGCCCUUUCAGCAACAUGAUCCGCCGCCGGCGGCUCAGCCGCAGAGCAAAGCCUCCGAACCUUCGAAAUCGACUGCCGCUCAGGGCUUCCCCGAAGGCAUCCGCAUUAUGGAUCACCCCUCCAUGUCGGAUACGCAGGUGGUGGUCAUCCCCAAAACGGCUGACCUUCAAAGUAUCAUCGGGGCCCUCACUGCCAACGGCAAAGAGUGCGGUGUCGAGGGACCAUACAAGUUCAUCCUCUUGGGCGGGAGUGACAACGGAUCCGCGCGUCAGCCGGCUGCUGGAGGCCACGAUGACUCUGCCGUUGGCGAACGGGUGAAAGAAGAAUCCUUGCCCAGCUCCCUGUCUCUCACUGGAAUUAGAGCAUUGAAUAAGGAGCUGGACUGUGGCCCGUUAAAUGACAGCCUCACCAACAUUCAGUGGCUGGGCAAAAUGAACACCUUCGAACACGACGCCGUGAAGCAGAUGGCCUACAAGGAGAACCAAAGCGCAAACGUUCAGGCAGAAAGCGCACAAAUCGACGCAGAGGCUGUUCAGCGGCCCCCGUACUCCUACAUGGCCAUGAUCCAGUUCGCCAUCAACAGUCAGAAGAGCAGGAGGAUGACACUGAAGGAGAUUUACAUGUGGAUCGAGGAACACUUUCCUUACUUCAGAGAGGGGGCCAAACCAGGAUGGAAGAAUUCGAUCCGCCAUAAUCUCUCUCUACACGACAUGUUCAUUCGUGAGACGUCACCAGAUGGUAAAGUUUCUUACUGGACUAUCCGACCCGAGGCCAACCGAUGCCUCACUCUUGAUCAGGUGUACAAGCCCGGCUGUGACCCGAUGACCGCUCCUGUUCCAGUGCCACAACUUUUAUUUCCCUACCAACGACAGAAGCGGAUGCUUUCCGACGCAAGAAAGAUGCCGGCCAGCUCUGAGAGAAAGAUGAAACCUCUUCUCCCUCGAACCGACUCCUACUUGGUUCCCAUCCAGCUCCCCCUCACCUCCCCGGUCUUCCUGCCGACCCCGUUGGCCCAGGUUCCCCCCUCUUCCUGGCAGCAGAAGCAGAACGCGUCCCGAGGAGUCAAGAGAGUGCGCAUAGCUCCUAAGCUGGCGCAAAGCGAUGUCCCGGCCGCGGCGGUGCGUCCCCAGAAGGACAAAGACCUGCCGGUGAAGGAGGAGCCGGAAUGCGUCCCGAUCCAUCGCAAGACUCCCACGGCCCCUCUGAAGAGACAAGGCGGCAGCUCGCGACGCAAGCAGCGCCUGGUUCACUCGCUCCACGAGGAGCCCGUCCUCCUCUGCCCCGACAACACUUUCUUCGACUCCGGCGUCGACUCCGACGCGUCGACCUUCCAGGAGGUGCGCGAGGCGGAGCCCGACGAGGCCCAGCAGAAGCAGCACAGCCCCGAUCGGGACUUCUCCUUCAAGACGCCCAUAAAAAACAGCAGCCACCUGACCUCCUCCACGCCCAGCAAGCCCCCCUCUCAAGCGCUGCCCGAGCCCUGGAAAGUGACCCCCGUGGGCAAAGGGAGCCAGAGCGUCCUGGACUUCAGCCCCAUCCGCACCCCCGGAGGCCCCGCGAUCACCCCGCUGCACGACUACACCACCUUCAGCUUCAACAGCACUCCCUUUAAGGACUGGCAGCUGUUCAGCUCCCCCCGAGAGCUGCUCACGUCCGCCCCCGCCAGAGCGACGGGACCGCCGGACUCGCCGGUCGGAGGCCCGCGAGGCGGCUGCUCCCGAGAGCUGCUGCAGGCGGCCGCGACGCCGGCUAACCGCUCGAUCACAGAGGGCCUCAUCCUGGACACGAUGAACGACAGCCUGAGCAAGAUACUGGUGGACAUCAGCUUCACCGGUCUGGACGACGAGGACCUGGGCAUGGCCAACAUCAGCUGGUCCGAGUUCAUCCCUCAGUUCAAGUAGCCGCGGGGGACAAAACGCGAUUGCGACUUGAAUAUCAUCAACGCGUCGUCUGUUUUCUGAAACACUACAGGAGGGAAUUUGUGACGGGGGACACUCUGGUUCUUUCCUUUUUCGGGUCAUGUUAGCAAGCUGCUUACUUGCCGUCCCUCGGGCCAGAUGUUCUUCACCUCUGGCUCUUUCACCUGUGCUGUCACAACUGCUUCUUUUGUAUUUUUCUCUUAUUUCUAUUCGUAAGGCUACUCACUGUUCUGUUUCCUUUGAUCCUUUAUCCUACCUGUCAUAUCUGUACGCUCUUGAAGGAGAAAUGUAUUUGUGUGUCUGUGUGUGUGUGUGUGUCUGUCUAUGUCGAUUUGCACAUUUUAAUAUAUAAUUUAGCUUUUGCAUUUGUGGGUGAAAAGACAAUAUAUUGCCAUCGAUGUGCUUCCGUGCCUUUUUGGUUCAGGCGGCGUCUUGGGAUUCAGCGUGUGAGAUUGUUGGCAAUAAACAAUGGCAAAGUACAAAUAGCACUAACCGCAACGGGGUUGUCUGUGCGUCACUCGUAGAACUGCUUCCGCCGCGUCGAAGAGGACGUUUGGCGUGCAGGUGCUCCUCAUGGCAGCACCAUCAUAGAAGGUAACUUUGGUGGCAAAAACUGAGAACGUAUCCAGCAGAUUUGAUGGGUUUUCAGUAAAGCUCCAAGUAUGUUUCUCUGUAAGCACAAAUAGGAAUUAGGGGGCUGCAGCGUCUUUGGCGGGCGGAAUUGGAGGUGUUCCCGUUUUCUAAAUGCCACAAAAUAAUGUACAGCUUUAAGCAUCGUGUUGAUCUGUUCACCAGCGGCGCUGAAUGGCUUUCAAGCAAAGCCGGUCCGUUCUUCCUCCUCGUGAAGUGCUUUCUGAGAAUCAGACAUUCUAAUAAACUGUGUUUGUGAAGGGUGUCUAUUUUUAUUUAAAAUUAAAUAAAGCUGGAAAACAAU
Messenger RNA from Gasterosteus aculeatus aculeatus (three-spined stickleback), 3161 nucleotides. The record is from RefSeq and is a predicted model, not a curated record. NCBI's taxonomy places the organism in Eukaryota, Metazoa, Chordata, Actinopteri, Perciformes, Gasterosteidae.